This is a messenger RNA of Hibiscus syriacus, 549 nucleotides long. Its product is annotated as 60S ribosomal protein L12-3-like. NCBI's taxonomy places the organism in Eukaryota, Viridiplantae, Streptophyta, Magnoliopsida, Malvales, Malvaceae. Gene Ontology annotation, biological process: translation. The transcript has 2 exons. The record is from RefSeq and is a predicted model, not a curated record. Bases 36 to 422 code for a protein of 128 amino acids. Gene Ontology annotation, molecular function: structural constituent of ribosome; large ribosomal subunit rRNA binding. Gene Ontology annotation, cellular component: ribosome; cytosolic large ribosomal subunit.
UAAAAUUUGAAAAAACUAAAUCACCGCCGCCAGCCAUGCCGCCAAAGUUCGAUAUGACCCAAGUUGUCGACUUCUUCGUUCGGGUCACCGGCGGUGAAGUCGGAGCUGCUAGUUCCCUGGCACACAAAAUCGGUCCUUUGGGGAAGGGUUUACGUGUUACCGUCAAGGACUGGAAGGGUUUACGUGUUACCGUCAAACUGACCGUCCAGAACCGUCUAGCGAAAGUGACGGUGGUUCCCUCCGCCGCCGCCUUGGUGAUCAAGGCAUUGAAAGAGCCUGAAAGGGACCGUAAGAAGUCGAAGAACAUAAAGCAUAAUGAGAACAUUAGCCUUGAUGAUGUGAUCGAGAUUGCCAAAGUGAUGAGACCCAGAUCCAUGGCUAAGGAUUUGAGAGGAACCGUGAAGGAGAUUUUGGGAACUUGAGUCUCUGUUGGCUGUACGGUUGAUGUCAAAGACCCUAAAGAUGUGCAGGAGGAAAUUUCUGAAGGGGAGGUUGAUAUCCCCUUGGAGUAAAACUAGUGAUUGGUUUUCUUCUUUUUUUUCUUUUCAC